Molecule: messenger RNA, 1454 nt
Organism: Meira miltonrushii
Lineage: Eukaryota; Fungi; Basidiomycota; Exobasidiomycetes; Exobasidiales; Brachybasidiaceae
Product: putative alpha-methylacyl-CoA racemase
Exons: 1
Coding region: 129-1409 (426 amino acids)
Molecular function (GO): catalytic activity
Source: RefSeq, a predicted model, not a curated record
CCGUUUAAGAAUAUUUGGGCACUUGGAAUCCGGGGAAAAGUGAGCGAGGAAGGUAGGAGAUAGAGCGUUGGCCGUCAUUAUGGCACACGCUCAUACCUUCCUUCUUUUCUCCAUCACCAACAACAAAGAUGGGAUUGCCAUUAGAAGGUAUAAAAGUAGUGGAGUUCAGCGGUUUAGCCCCAGGCCCAACGGUGGGGUUGGUAUUGGCCGAUUUCGGAGCAGAUGUGAUCCGAAUUGACAAAGUUGGCGCAACAUUGAAUCCAGAUACGAUGACACGCGGAAAGAAGUCAAUUGCAAUCUCACCUAAACAUCCAAAAGGACUGCGAAUGCUACGUACUCUGAUCAGUGAGGCAGAUGUGAUUAUCGAUCCAUUCAGACCGGGUGUAUUGGAAAGGCUAGGACUUGGACCAAAAGAUGUAGAAGAAGGCAGAGAUGGAAUCAAGGGUAACAAAAAGCUAGUCUUUGCUCGAUUGACAGGCUAUCAGAGAGUAGGACCGUAUGCGUCUAUGGCAGGACAUGAUAUUAACUAUAUUGCCAUUUCUGGACUCUUGUCUAUGCUUGGAGCCAAAGAUGGACCACCACAACCACCCAUCAAUAUCUUGGGUGAUUUUGCUGGUGGCUCGUUUAUAUGUAUCAUGGGUAUCCUAAUGGCUCUGCUAGAGAGAGUCAGAUCUGGAAAGGGGCAAGUAGUGGAAGCAGAUAUGGUCACUGGUGCACGAUAUUUGAGCACAUUCUUGCUUUUGAGCUCCAAAUUAGAGCAUCCAACAAUGGGAGCACCAGUAAAUGAUGGAACAGAAAAGAGUAGAGGAACCAAAGCAUUGGAUGGCGGAGCACCAUACUACGGUGUAUACAAAACAAAAGACAAUCUCUGGAUGAGUGUUGGUGCUAUCGAACCGCAAUUCUACACUGAGAUGGUGCAAAUCCUAGGCAAACACGUUUCAGAAGACCUGAGAAGCAGAAUACCCAAACCAGAAUCACAAAACGACCAAUCGCAAUAUGCAGAACACAAAGCCAUCUUUUCCCAAGCGUUUUCACAAAAGACACGAGAUGAAUGGACAAAGAUUUUCAUCUCAACAGAUGCAUGUGUUGCACCAAUUCUGAAUCCUGAAGAAGCAGCGGUACAAGCUGUUGAGCCAAGGCUAAAAGCUGAAGAUAUCAAUGAAGGUGAACCAGUCGUUCCACAACCUGCGCCUCAUCUUUCUCGUACGCCUGCUCGUAUACCCGGUGGAAGUUCGGCAUACACACCUCGUGAUCAAGAUCCAGGGCCUGAAUUGCUGCUGACUCCAGGUGAACAUACAAACGAGAUUUUGACAUCAUGGGCAAAUGUGAAAGAUACUGAAAUUCUAGAAUUGUACAAAGCCAAAGCGAUUGGUGGACCAGAUGCUCCAGAGGUUGAGAGCAAGUUGUAGAAGUACUUAUGGUGUUACUGUAAUGAAAGACGUUUGUGUUGCUUG